Molecule: messenger RNA, 643 nt
Organism: Bursaphelenchus xylophilus (pine wood nematode)
Lineage: Eukaryota; Metazoa; Nematoda; Chromadorea; Rhabditida; Aphelenchoididae
Source: the annotation of a GenBank genome assembly
AUGAGUCAUCGCCAAGGACGAUCUCACAUUGAAUGCUUUACUGAUGGAGCCGUUUCCAAUAAUGGAAAUCCUAACGCUCGGGUAAGUUUUACGUUAUUUUUGGCCGAUGCAUUACGAAAUUUGGAUAUUGUUUUAGUUUGUUAUAAAUUUUACAUUUCUUCCGUUUUCAGGGAGGUUUCGGAAUACACUUUCCCGGAGGAGAAAUGAGAGAUGUUAAAGGCCCCUUGCCGGGGCCGGUCCAGACGAACAAUCGGGCCGAAUACCAUGCCAUCAUCGAGGCUCAAAACCGUGCCCGUUCGGCGGGAUACGACAGUGUAAGUGGGAGGGAUAGUUUUUUGUGCUUGCGAGUUAUUUUUCGAUGUAAUUUUUCUUUAAUUUAUGUAAUGCGUUGUGUUUCAAGAUCAAAAUUAGUACAGAUUCCCAAGUCGCUUCUCGCUCAGUCAACGAGUGGCUUCCGAAGUGGAAGGAAAACGGAUUCCGUACUUCGACUGGUCGGCCAGUGGCCGACCAAGAUUUGUUGAAGAGGAUGGAGAAAAACAUGAGAACUAUCAAGACCGAGGUGUCUCACGUUCGUGGGCACGGUGAAAAUGCAUCAAAUAAGAUGGCUGAUUCACUCGCCAGACAGGGCCGCCGUAAUCAAUAA